AUGCCGGAUGUGGAGAUGGAGUCGGUGGGGUCGGACAUUUACCAACGUAUCCAUGAGGGGGCGGAAUACGACCCGGAUGAUCUAUGGAUGCCCGAACCACGGCGCCCUCAUGUAGCCGCGACCGGUGCGACUACCGGAGGGGGAAGCAUCACGCAGAGGAUCAGAAUCUCAGCGAUUUCUGAGCUGAAAGAAUUCUCAGGGAAGGAUCGGGAAGAAGACAAAGCACGGACCUGGAUCGGCAAAGUGAAAUCAGCGUUUAUCCGGGACCAAGCACCGGACGAGGAGAGAUGUCUGGUCUUCGGUGAUCUCAUGGUGGGCCCAGCCCGCUACUGGAUACCGACAGCUGAGUAG
This is a messenger RNA of Peronospora matthiolae, 351 nucleotides long. The record is from the annotation of a GenBank genome assembly. NCBI's taxonomy places the organism in Eukaryota, Oomycota, Peronosporomycetes, Peronosporales, Peronosporaceae.